Molecule: messenger RNA, 11692 nt
Organism: Onychomys torridus (southern grasshopper mouse)
Lineage: Eukaryota; Metazoa; Chordata; Mammalia; Rodentia; Cricetidae
Gene: Epg5
Product: ectopic P-granules autophagy protein 5 homolog
Exons: 44
Coding region: 73-7749 (2558 amino acids)
Biological process (GO): autophagosome maturation
Cellular component (GO): cytoplasm
Source: RefSeq, a predicted model, not a curated record
CGGAACUAGGCGGCUUGCGUGAAUUGCAGGAGUUUGACAGAAAUAGAGGGCGACUUCUCGGAGGCAGAGUGUAUGGCCGAGGCGGUGAAGCCCCGCCGGGCCAAGGCCAAGGCCAGCCGGACCAAAGGCAAGGAAAAGAAGAAACAUGAAGCACCCCAGACUUCUGAUGAAGUUUCCCUUCUAGAGACUUCUAGAGAGCAGGAAAUCCCGUCUCUAGCUUGUGAACUCAAAGGAGAUGAUCUGAAGGUGUCAGCUGAUUCCCAGCUCCACAAAGGUGUCAGUGGAUGGAGUGAAAGUGAUAUGUUUGAUGUCCCACUAGGCUCCUCGACUGUAAGUGAUGAAGGGUCCCUGAUACGAGACACAGAGGACCUGAAAGAAAGGGGAGAGAUCAGAGCCCAUGAUGGAGAUGAUGAAAUCAAGAUGAAGGUUGACCCUGGAGACAACGGUAGAACUACAGUUGAACCUUCCAAGAACGUUACCGAGGGAGAGGAAAGCACACUACGACAGGGGUCUUCAGAAAGCACACCACAGCAGGAAAUGGCAAGUUUACAAGUCAGAGAAACCCAGACUAGGAAAGAUGAAGAAGCCCUUGGUUGUUCAAAGGUGCUUCAGAAUGCUAGCUUGCAUGGUUCUUAUGAAGCCAAAGAAGUUUCUCAGCCACCUAGAGUGAAGAAAUUGUAUCCCGAGUUGCCAGCUGAAAUUGUGGAAGUACCAUCUUUGGUGGUGGUGAAGCCCUUGCUCUGUAGUGAGCGACUCUACCCAGAACUCCCGUCUCAACCAGAACUAGUACCAUUUACUAAAGAACAGCUCAAACUCUUGGAGCCUGGUUCAUGGCUGGAAAAUGUUGAGUCAUAUGUAGAAGAAUUUGACAGCAUUGCUCAUCAGGAUAGGCAUGAGUUUUAUGAGUUACUCUUGAACUACUCACGAUGCAGGAAGCAACUGCUGUUGGCUGAAGCCGAGCUACUUACUCUGAUGUCUGAUUGCCAAAAUGCCAAGAGUCGACUGUGGAACUUUAAGGAUGAACAAAUGGCUGUACAGGGUAUCUGUGCAGAUCAAGUGAAAGUGUAUGGCCGUCACCACUACCAGAGAGUAGAAUUGAAUGAAAAUGUCCUGGGAGAACUGAAGAAGCUCUUUGAUGCCAAAUCCGAGCACCUCCACCAGACCCUGGCCCUCCAUUCUUACACGUCCGUGCUCUCGAGGUUGCAAGUGGAGUCAUACAUCUACACGUUGCUCAAUAGUUCAGCUGUUCUGAGAUCUUUAGCAGUUCAUCAGCAAGACCAAGAAAGCAUCCCCUCUGACGUGUGUCAGCUGAAGGAGUGCAUCAGUGUCUUGUUCAUGUUCACCAGGAGAGUGAGUGAAGAUGCCCAGUUCCAUGAGGACAUCCUGCUCUGGCUGCAGAAACUAGUGUCGGUGUUACAAAGAGUUGGCUGUCCUGGAGACCACUUCUUCCUUCUCAACCACAUCCUUCGCUGCCCAGCUGGCGUCAGUAAGUGGGCUGUUCCUUUCAUACAGAUCAAAGUGUUGAAUAACCCUUCAGGGGUCUUUCAUUUCAUGCAGUCCCUUGCCCUGCUGAUGUCUCCUGUCAAAAAUCGAGCAGAGUUUAUGUACCACAUGAAGCCCAGUGAGCGGAAGCCAUCAUCUUCAGGACCUGCAUCUGGGAACUGGACACUCGUAGAUGAAGGAGGAGAAGAGGAUGAAGAUCCUGAGACCAGUUGGAUUCUACUUAAUGAAGAUGACUUGGUCAUCCUUUUGUCCCAGUUUCCCUUUCAUGAACUCUUUCAACAUCUCCUUGGGUUUAAAGCAAAAGGUGAUUAUUUACCUGAAACAACGAGGCCCCAAGAGAUGAUGAAGAUUUUUGCCUUUGCCAACUCAUUAGUGGAACUCCUGGCUGUGGGGUUAGAAACCUUUAACAGAGCCCGCUAUAGGCAGUUUGUGAAGCGCAUUGGCUACCUGAUAAGGAUGACCCUUGGCUAUGUCAGUGACCACUGGGCGCAGUAUGUGAGCCACAGCACAGGCAUGGGAUUAACACUACAGCCCUACUCUGUGGAGAAACUGCAGAUUGAAUUUGAUGAGCUAUUUCUCAGAGCUGUUCUACAUGUCCUGAAAGCCAAAAGACUUGGCAUUUGGCUGUUCAUGUCUGAGAUGCCCUUCGGCACGCUCUCAGUCCCGACGCUCUGGAAGCUCUUCCACCUCAUGCACCAGGCGGGGAGCGGGGGCCUGCAGCACCUCUGUGCCCCCCUGCAGCCGGCCGAGUGCAAGAGGCAACUCCAAGACCCAGAACAUUUUGCGAACUUGGAGAAGUAUCUUUCUUCCAUGAACAGCUCAGAAGAGAUUUGCCUUCUGACGACCUUUGCUCAGAUGGCUCGGGCCAGAAGAACAAAUGUAGAUGAGGACUUCAUAAAAAUUAUUGUUCUGGAGAUAUAUGAGGUAUCUUAUGUCACCCUGUCCACCAGAGAGACUUUUUCAAAGGUUGGUCGAGAACUUUUGGGGGCCAUCACAGCUGUUCACCCUGAGAUUAUUUCUGUCCUUUUGGAUAGAGUUCAAGAAACCAUUGACCAAGUUGGAAUGGUUUCUUUAUACUUGUUUAAAGAAUUGCCAUUGUAUCUCUGGCAACCUUCUGCCUCUGAGGUGGCUGUGAUUCGGGAUUGGUUAUUGAAUUACAGCCUGACAGCAGUGAAGAACAAGUUGGCCUGUGUGAUCCUAGAAGGACUGAAUUGGGGAUUCGCUCAACAGGAUACUCUUCAUUUGGAUCGGGCAUUGCACACUGAAGUAGCCUUGCUGGUUCUCGAGGCUUAUCAGAAGCACCUCUCACAGAAGCCCUAUGCUGGUCUUAUUUCUGAAAGUAUGAAACAGGUUUCAUACCUGGCCAGUAUUGUUCGAUAUGGAGAGACUCCUGAGACCUCAUUUAACCAGUGGGCCUGGAACUUGAUCUUGAGGUUAAAAUUACACAAAAAUGAUUUUGGAGCACAGCAGAAUUGCCCAGUUGUUCCCUUCUCCAGCACAGGACCUGACAUGACAGAAUCACCCAUGUUUCAUCCUCUCUUGAAGGCUGUGAAAUCAGGCAUGCCCAUUGGCUGCUAUCUUGCCUUAGCUGUGACAGCUAUUGGCCACAGCAUUGAGAAGUUCUGUGCGGAAGGUAUCCCACUGUUGGGAAUUCUGGUCCAGUCAAGGCAUUUGAGAGCUGUGGUCCAUGUCCUAGAUAAGAUUCUACCCAUGUUCUAUCCUUGCCAGUAUUACCUUCUGAAGAAUGAGCAGUUUAUGUCAAACCUUCUCCUCUUCCUACACUUGGACAGUGGUGUUCCUCAGGGGGUCACGCAGCAGGUUACUCAGAAGGUGGCACAGCAUCUGACAGGAACCAGCCACGGGAACAACGUGAAGCUUCUUAAUAGCAUGAUCCAGGCACACAUAGGUGUGAGCACGCAGCCUAAUGAAGUAGGUCCUGUGGCUGUGUUGGAGUUCUGGGUCCAGGCUCUCAUAAGCCAGCAUCUCUGGUACCGAGAACAGCCUAUUCUCUUCCUCAUGGACCACUUGUGUAAAGCGGCUUUUCAGUUGACGCAGGAAGACUGUGUGCAGAAAUUGCUCUACCAACAGCACAAGAAUGCUUUGGGUUACCACUGUGACCGAAGUCUGCUCUCUUCCUUGGUGAACUGGAUUGUGGCAGGCAACAUCACGCCUUCCUUUGUGGAGGGCUUGUCCAUGUCCACGCAGGUUUGGUUUGCAUGGACUGUGCUGAACAUGGAAUCCAUCUUUGAAGAGGACUCUCAGCUCCGAAGAGUUGUCGAAGGGGAAUUGGUUAUAAAUGCUUUUACCCCUGACCAAGCUCUAAAGAAAGCCCAGCUCCAGCUGAAGCUGCCCAUCGUCCCAUCCCUGCAGAGAAUGAUGAUUUAUCGCUGGGCCCACCAGGCUCUGGCCACACCUGCUGACCAUCCUCUUCUGCCACUCAUUUGGCAGAAGUUCUUCCUCCUAUAUCUUCACCGCCCAGGACCACAAUAUGGGUUACCUGUAGACGGUUGUAUUGGAAGAAGGUUUUUUCAAAGUCCCUCGCAUAUCAAUUUGUUGAAAGACAUGAAGAGACGCCUGACUGAGGUGGCUGACUUCCACUAUGCUGCAAGCAAGGCCCUCCGUGUUCCAGCAGAGGGCAGUGAAGGGACAGCAGAGCAGCAGGCUGGUACCCCUGGUUACCUGACUUCUCCAGAGCUGCACAGGGAGCUAGUGAGGCUCUUCAAUGUAUAUAUAUUAUGGCUAGAAGAUGAAAAUUUUCAAAAAGGAGAUACCUAUAUUCCUUCUUUACCAAAGCAUUAUGAUAUUCACAGGCUAGCAAAAGUGAUGCAGAAUCAGCAGGACCUGUGGAUGGAAUAUUUGAAUAUGGAGCGCAUCCAUCAUGAGUUCCAGGAGAUGGUUGGUCAGUGGACACAGGCCAAGCUCGAGUCGCCUCCGCUGUCCUGCAGCUCUUCAGCACAGCUGGAUUUCACUGAUCCUUUGCUGGCUAAAGAAAGGGUUCUAAGUAACUUACGGAAGCACGAGGCCCCCCAUCCUCCUCUUGUUCUGCACCCUGUGAGGCCUCCUGUGCCUCUCAUUUCCUCUGCCGUGCUGUUGAGUCAGAAGGACACCACCCAGCUGGUGUGUACAGACCUCAACCUGUUGCAGCAGCAGGCCAGAACUGCUGCUCUCCGAGAGUCUCAGCAGGUCGCCCUGGACGGUGAGCUGUUGGAGACGAUGCCCAAACAGUACAUUAACCGAGAAGAGCAGACCACCCUGCAUCUGGAGUGCAGGGGCAGUGCUGGGAAGAAGUGCCAAGGAGCCGCAGUAGUGACAGUCCAGUUUGAAGGUAUGUAUAAGAAUGAAGCCAUCAGCCAGCAGAUUCAUGUUCUGCAAAAAGAAAUAAGGCAGUUCCAAGCAGAAGCUGCUCAGCCUCCUGCACUUACCAUUGUGGAAGCUGCUGUGCAUGCAGAAAACCUGAUCACGGCCUUAGUGAAUGCUUAUAAGUUGCAGCCUACACCUGGGGUUCAGAAGAUUGGCAUCAGCCUCUUCUUUACUGUUGUGGACUAUGUCAGCGAAGAGACCCAGCGCCAUCCUCCUACAAGGCAGUUCUUCACAUCAUGCAUCGAGAUCUUGGGACAGGUGUUUAUCAGCGGCACUAAAUCGGAAUGCAGGAAGGUGCUGCAGACUAUUCUGAAGAACAGGCGUCUCUGCUCUCUGCUUUCCCCUUUCUUCACUCCCAAUGCUGCGCCGGCUGAGUUCAUCCAGCUGUAUGAGAAAGUGGUGAAGUUUCUAAGUGAGGACAACAGUGAUAUGAUUUUCAUGCUGCUCACCAAGUUCGAUGUUAAGCAAUGGUUAAACGCCACUAAACCUCCUCUGUCUGAUCGUACCAGGCUUCUGGAGUCCAUUCACUUGGCACUUACUGCCUGGGGCCUUGAACCAGAUGAAGAUAUUUUGAUGCCAUUUAAUCUUUUCUGUAAGCACUGGACUCACCUUCUACUGUACCAGUUCCCUGACCAGUACAGUGACGUUCUCAGGCUGCUGGUGCAAAGCUCUGCAGAGCAGUUGCUGAGUCCUGAGUGCUGGAAAGCCACAUUGAGAGCCCUGGGCUGCUCUGCCCCAAGCAGCCAGCAGGGGGCAGCUUCUGCAGAGAGCUCUGUGCUCCACAGUGCCUCAGAUGUUCUGUCAGACAAGCAGGUAAUGGAGACCAUCCAAUGGCUUUCUGACUUCUUUUAUAAGCUUCGGUUAUCCAAGCUGGACUUUAAAAGCUUUGGAUUAUUCUCAAAAUGGACCCCUUAUAUGGCUGAUGUGAAGACAUUUUUGGGAUACCUUGUGAAAAGGCUGAUUGACUUAGAAAUCGCCUCUUUGGCCCAAGACCCAACUACUAGCAGCAGAGAAGUGCUAAGAUCCCUGCACUCCCAGAUCAUCCAGCUUUUUAAGCCCUGGAUCCUGGUUUUAGAAGACAGUGAAAGUAGCCAGCAGCGACAUUACCCCUGGCUAGAGAGUGAUGCUGUGGUGGCCUCCGAUAUUGUGCAGCUCUUCACUGACUGUGUUGGCUCACUGCAUGGGAGUUUUAAAGACAAGCUAUUGCCAGGUGACGAAGGAGCCCUGCGGUUGCACCUGCUGCAUUACUGUGAAGCAUGCACAGCACCCAAGAUGCCAGAGUUCAUUCUCUACACGUUUCAUAAUGCAUAUCAGAAUCUCGAGUGGAAGGACCUGCACCCUGACCAGAGGCUCAUGGAGGCCUUCUUCAAGGUGGAACGUGGAAGCCCCAAGAGCUGUUUCUUGUUUUUGGGGUCUGUACUCUGCAGAGUCAACUGGGUUAGUGUGCUGUCCGAUGCCUGGAAUCCCAGUCCCCUUCCUGAAACCCAGAGCAUGGUUGUCUGUCUCCUUUUCAUGAUGAUUUUACUGGCAAAGGAAGCUCAGCUGGUUGAUCAGACAGAUUCACCUUUACUAAGUCUUCUUGGACAGACAAGCUCACUCUCGUGGCAUCUUGUGGACCUCGUGUCCUACCAGAGCGUGCUGGGUUAUUUCAGCAGUCAUUACCCACCAUCCGUCAUCCUGGCCAAAGACUGUUCUGCUGAACACAUUGUGAAGCUCUUGAAAGUGUCUGCAGGACUCUCUGUUCCUGCUGAUGGCCAGAAGCAUCGUGACAUAGUUCCAAAGUGCCAAGCUUUCACUCGUCAGAUGGUUCAGUUUCUCAGUGCCCUGGAGCAGUCUGGAAAAGUCACCUUCCCAGUCCUGGAGCAGGAAAUAUCUAAGCUCUUAGAUGAUAUCAUUGUCUUUAACCCACCCGACAUGGACAGUCAGGCGCGUCACAUGGCCCUCAGCAGCCUCUUUACGGAAGUCCUAAUGAUGAUGAACAAUGCAACUAUCCCAACAGCAGAAUUCCUUGCUGGCAGUAUUCGGACCUGGAUUGGCCAAAAAGUACAUGGGUUGGUAGUGCUGCCCCUUUUAACAGCAGCCUGCCAAAGCCUGGCAUCCGUCCGCCACAUGGCAGAAACUACAGAAGCGUGCAUCGCUGCCUACUUCAAGGAAGGCUCCCUCAAUCAAAAUUUAGGAUGGGGCCCCAUUCUGGUGUCCCUUCAAGUUCCUGAGCUCACCAUCCAAGAGUUCCUGCAGGAAUGUUUAGCCCUGGGCAGUUGCUUGACUCUCUAUGUCUACCUGCUUCAGUGUCUAAACAGUGAACAGACUCUGAGGAACGAGAUGAAGGUGCUUCUCAUCCUAAACAAGUGGCUGGAACAGGUGUACCCAAGCUCCGCACAGGAAGAAGCCAAGCUGUUUCUGUGGUGGCACCAAGUCCUGCAGCUGUCACUGGUGCAGAUGGAACAGAACGACUCGGUCCUGACAGAGUCCAUCAUCCGGAUCCUGCUCAUGCUGCAGAGCAGGCAGAGCCUCAUGGCCGAGGAGAGGCUCAGCUCCGGGAUCCUGGGGGCCAUUGGCUUGGGCCGGAAGUCGCCCUUGUCCAACAGGUUCCGUGUGGUUGCCCGAGGCAUGGCCGCCUUCCUGUCAGUUCAGGUGCCUGCAGAAGACCAGAUUCGCCUGAAGCCUAGCUCCGAAUUACAUCUGACUCCAAAGGCUCAGCAGGUGCUGACUGCUCUUGAAUCCAUGACGCUCAGUAAGCAGUAUGUGGAAUACCAGGAUCAGAUACUGCAAGCUAUACAGUUCAUAAAGCAUCCUGGCCAUUGCCUUCAGAAUGGGAAGAGCUUCCUGGCUCUUCUGGUCAACUGUCUCUAUCCAGAAGUGCAUUAUUUAGACAACAUACGGUAGUGAUGCCCAAGCCCUCCAAGACUCUGCUGCUCUGGGUGUCCAUCACCUUCGCUGUUGCACAUGAACCUUUGUUCAGUUUCACCGCAGAGCUCAGUUCUGCCAGGAGCUUGAUCGAGGUGCAUGUUGGGAGGCGUUAGAUAGUUCUGGCUGUAUGUUUAUCUCUUGUUGUCCAGAGACUUGUUAGAUUUUGUAUUCUUCCACAGUGAACCUAAGUUCUGCUGAGUACAGAGCUGCUCACAUUUGGGAAAUGUGCCAGUCAACUCCCUAAGAACCACAGAUGGAGUUUUGAUGUGUCCACACUUCUGUCCCCCUGCUUUGUAGAAAUGUCAAGACUCCUAGGCCACAUCUGUCUACUUCGGGAGUCAUGAAGUGCCCUCUUUUGGACUCCGUUUGUAUUAUUCCAAUGUAAAACAAUCAACUUGGAAAAUGUCUGCAUUUCUUAAAUGUGGGGAAAUACACCAGCUUAGAAGUAUUAUGUUAUUUCUCUUAGAGUAGAGAUAAUACACUGAAUUAAGUCAGGAGUGGUGGUGCACACCUGUAAUCAGCACUCGGGGGCUGAAGUAGGAGGAUCAUAAGGGUGAGGCAGUGUAGGGUGCGAUGACUAUCUCAACAAGCAAAACAAAAAGGUCAUACAGAAGACAUGCCACUUAGCCCUGACCACAGUGGACAGCAGAGACGGUGACACAUCAGUUCCAACUGCAUGUCCUCCGGAAGCGCGCCUUUCUGAAUUGAUGUGGAAGCCGGUGCACGACGGCUGCUGUGCACAGGUGUGUCUUGUUUGGUCCGUGUGGUGGGAGGGCAGACAGCACUGAGCCGAGGCUACCAGAGCGCUGCAUUCCCUUGACUCCUCAUUCACGUCGUUUUAUUGGUUCUGUCUGCGGAAGUCCCCAACCCCUGACGUAUGUCAGGCUCUCUGCAGGCCCUACUGUCAAGGGACACUGGAUCUUUGUCCUCUUCCCUUGGUUAAGUUUAGGUGAAACUCACAGACAUGCUGGACUCAUGCCUAGGGAGAAGGGGCCCGCCCGGUCGGGGGAAUCUGAGAGAUCUGGCUUUGGUGAGCAGCCCAGUGCCUUCUGUCACUGCUGACAGUCCGCAUUGCCAAAGCCUGUCCAGCACGCUGCCGUGUUCUCUCGUCAUCUCUUGCUCAUGUCACUUCCUGCAGGAGUCAGGAAUUAGACUUCCAUCAAUGUAUUCAUAAUUCUCAAAGUGGCCCCAAACCAAUUUUGUUUGUUCUUAUGGGUUAUGGCUCAGAAAUAUUUGUGUAAAAUCUCUGAUGGCCACCAAGCGCCUUGAGUAAAGAUGGGCUUUACUGUUAGUGGGGUGCUGCCCCUUCCCUGGAAACUCGCAGGGAUUCUUCUUACUGAGAACAACUCUGCCUGGUUGACAUGCCUUGGGACAGUGAUAAAGAACGCCCCUGUUCAGUGGCCCCAAGUGUCAUUGUAAGGGAUAUGUCUCAGCCUUCUUUGCUUCUCUGUCCCCCAAAUCAGUCAUCUUCCCUCCGAGGAGAAGAGAACUUGAGACGCAGUAGACAGUUGAACAAGCAGAAAGUACUGUGUGUGUGGUUUCUCUGAGGAGAACCGAGUUCCCAGUACCUUAGAAUGUGAAAUGUUUGAAUGAUAGUGUGUACAUUUUAGAGAAUCAAUUAAUUUUGCAAGUUUGUAAUAUUUGUAAAUUUUGUCUGUAAAAAGUAUAAACAAUAAAAUCAACUUUUGAUUAUAACUGAUAAAUCUGAAUUGAAGGCUAAUGUAGAUUUUUUAUGCCUGAUAUUAAAUUUAUUCGGCUUUGUAACUGGUUGGUAAAAGUGCCGCUUUUUCAUCCUUGCUUAGCAUCUGAGAGUUCUUUGCCUCAGAUCCUAUGAGAAACACUAGGUUUAAAAAUGUGAAAUAAUGCAGAAUAAAGAAAGCUGCCUGCAGACAGGCUGGCUUGCUGCUUGAAGGAUGGACCAGGCUUUGCUAGGACAAUGGUUAGCUCUCAGAGUGCAAAGCCCUGGUAUCAGAGAUGGUGAUGAGCACUUGACGUCCUUUUCAACAUGCAAGGCCAAGGCCUGAGCAGUGUGGAAGGUGGACCAUCGAAGGCUCAGAGGCUCCUGCACCACAGCAUCAAGUCCUUCCAGGAACAGAAGGGGAGUUUUGAUCUCAGUGGAAGUGCCGCUGCCUCUCCAGUCAUCACUCACCACCUCAGAGCAUGCAGAGAGGUGUUGCUUUGGCCUUUCAUCUCCUUGCUCUACAACCUCACUAGACAGGAGAAGGCAGAGGCUGUUUCUUUUGGCAGAGAGGUCCUGUGGCUGUCAAUACAGAGUGAUAAUGGCUAUAAUACAUAUACUUGUGUCUUUAUACAUUUCUAAAGCUCUUGCACACUUGACCUUGCCCCUAAACAUGACUGGUGUCUUGCUGGUUAAGCAUCCACCUCUCCUGUAUUGUGCCCAAGUCUUUUGGUUCUUCGGUGUCAGAAGAUAUGAAGUGUUGACGCUCCACCUAAAUUAGCCAGAAGUCUUGCUCCACCAAGGCCAACCAGUCUAAGACCUGGUUUGUCAAAGCUCUUUGUCUGAAUCAAGGUGCUGAUACUGUUUUCAAAGAUGUGUAUUUGAAAAAUUACUCCUGAAGUGGGAAUCCAAUGUCUAGAAUCAUGGACAGAGUUAGCACAUUAAAUACCUCGAUCUCCUCAGUGGGGACCCUCAGCUUCUCUACCUGGCCAGUGUCUUGGAGUCCACUGCUGGCCCAGCCUCAGCUAUGCUCAGGCUCUCUGGUUCUGCUUAUCUUGAGCCAGAACAGUUCCCGGUGACCUUGCCUAUUGGUUGGGGAUCUGCCUGGAACAGCUGGGCAGGGCCUGUUCUCUUUCUCUUAGUAUACCUUGAGACAUCUCCCCUUGUCAAGUCUCUGACCUCUUCUGCCCUUACCCCUUAGUCCUCUUCAGGUUCCAUGCUCAGAAUUCUUUGUACUCUUCAAACAUGAUAUCCAAUAAAACUGCUUUGUGGUGGCAAAGUGCCCAAGUCAGUCCACACUGCUGUGCCAAGGAUUAGUAGUGCCUGAACUAUGAUAAGACUAACGGAGCACCUGGGAACACGUUUCAGUUGGCACUCACAGUGCAGGGAGAGAACACAUCUCUGUCUGUCUUGUUUGUGGUGCUUUGGCUGCCUUUUUCUAGUUCCUGCCCCAGAAUUAUCGUACUCCUGUGGGCCAGGGAGUGUAAAUCCCUCUAAUACACACUUGGGCAGCAUCAACUCCCAUCGUGUUCUGUAGUUGGCACAUUAACCUAGCAUUGAGUUAAACUGUAGACCCCUUUAAUAACAGUCACUGCCCAAGACCAGUUUUGUGGAGCAUCUACUUGGUGGGCACCAAUGAUCAGGCUCUUUGAACUUCAUCCUGUACUACAUCCUGAACCUCAUCCUUGCUCUUUAGUUUGAGCUCACUUGCCAGCUUACUUUGAGGUAAUAGCUGAUCCCAGUAGGUGAGGCUCUUGACUUAGAGCCGGGCCCUAAACAGAUUCUUCUGCUCCACCAGGGUGCUCCAGCUUUUGAGCAUGCAAAGGGUCAUGUGGCCAGGAGCAGGUCACGUGCUUAGUGACUUUCCUUCAUUCUACACAGGUUCCUCAUUCCUCUUGAGAAUAACUUGAAAAAAAAUUUAUGCUGCUCCGAUUUUAGUAGUAAGAGUGCUAAGGAAUGUUGGUUAUACCCUGUUUUCAAUGCAUCGUGUAAUACCACUGAGCACUGAGGGAAUUUUCCUUUCAGUGUUUUAAGAUGAUCUAUUUGCGAUCAGUACUCACAGUCUUCUUGGCCUGUCUAGUGUGAGCUUUAAAACCACAGUUCUAUUUUGGUCAUUAACUGUGCAAUAUUUCCUUCUGAUUCAUUGUUUAAUAUUUUCCAUGCUUGUAUGAAGGACACAUUUUUGUCUAAUGGUGAGAAACUGGAAGAUGUGAGACUUAGUGAGGUGGAAAUCUGCAAAUA